This is a messenger RNA of Vigna radiata var. radiata (mung bean), 3033 nucleotides long. Its product is annotated as probable LRR receptor-like serine/threonine-protein kinase At1g67720. Gene Ontology annotation, molecular function: ATP binding; protein kinase activity. The coding region runs from base 138 to 2948 and encodes 936 amino acids. The record is from RefSeq and is a predicted model, not a curated record. Gene Ontology annotation, biological process: protein phosphorylation. The transcript has 15 exons. NCBI's taxonomy places the organism in Eukaryota, Viridiplantae, Streptophyta, Magnoliopsida, Fabales, Fabaceae.
AUAAAGUUAAAGUUGAUUAGUGGGGGAAAGCUGGUUCUAGUUGAGAUGCUGAACUGACUCAACUCAAACAAACAGUUAAAUUAAUCAACCACUUAAAAUUCUCGUAGCAAAAUUAUUAUUUUCUCUUCCUUACAUCUAUGGGUUUACCUUCUCUCCUUCUUGUUUUAAUUCCUCUGCUGACAUCAUUUGCUGUUUGCCAACCUGAAGAGUUUGUGAGCAUUGAUUGUGGUGGAUCAAACAAUUACACUGAUAACAGCACGGGUUUGGCAUGGAUCUCAGACUCUGGGAUCAUGGAACAUGGCAUUUCAGUGGAAGUGCAAAGUCCAAAUGCAAGCAUGGUGCAAUAUCAAAAGAGGAGAGAGUUUCCCAUAGACACCAAGAAGUACUGUUACACGCUGAGCACAGAGGAGAGAAGAAGGUACUUGGUGAGAGCAACUUUUCAUUAUGGAAGCUUGGAGAGUGGGGACACUUACCCUCAGUUUCAGCUCUACUUGGAUGCAACCAAGUGGGCUACUGUGUCAGUAUAUGAUGCCUCAAGAAUAUAUGUUAAGGAAAUGAUAAUCAGGGCACCCUCAAAUUCUAUUGAUGUAUGUGUGUGCUGUGCUACUACUGGUUCUCCCUUCAUUUCCACUCUUGAGUUGCGACCCUUCAAUCUUUCAAUGUAUGCCACGGAUUUUGAAGACAAUUUCUUCUUAGAAGUUGCUGCAAGAAUAAAUUUUGGCGCACCAACUGAAGAUGCUGUCAGGUACCCGGAUGAUCCAUAUGAUAGAAUUUGGGAUUCUGAUCUAAUUAGAAGGCAAAAUUACCUUGUUGGAGUAGCCCCAGGCACAGAAAGGAUUGGCACUACAAAGAACAUAGAUGUAGAGACAAGAGAAUACCCACCUGUUAAAGUAAUGCAAACUGCAGUAGUUGGCAGAAAAGGAGUGCUCAGCUACAGAUUGAACCUGGAAGACUUCCCUGCCAAUGCUCGAGCUUAUGCAUAUUUUGCAGAGAUUGAAGAUUUGGACAAGAAUGAGAGUCGAAAAUUCAAAUUAAAGCAACCUUAUAUAGCUGACUAUAGCAAUGCAGUGGUCAACAUUGCUGAGAAUGCCAAUGGGAGCUACACUUUAUAUGAACCGAGUUAUAUGAAUGUUACUCUAGAAUUUGUUUUAUCAUUCUCCUUUGUUAUGACCCCAGAUUCUACCCGAGGACCUCUUCUGAAUGCACUGGAAAUAAGCAAAUAUGUAGAGAUUGCUUCAAAGACAGACAAACAAGACUCCACCGUCGUAAAUGCAUUUCGGUUAUUGUCUGAUGAAAGUUCCCAGACAAAUGAAGGUGAUCCUUGUGUUCCAACUCCUUGGGAAUGGGUGAAUUGUAGUACCACCACACCGCCAAGAAUAACAAAAAUAAUUCUUUCAAGAAGGAAUGUGAAAGGUGAAAUCCCACCUGAGCUUGGCAACAUGGAAGCACUGACAGAGCUGUGGUUAGAUGGAAACCUGCUUACUGGACCAUUACCUGACAUGAGCAAACUGAUAAGUCUAAAGAUUGUGCACUUAGAGAACAACAAGUUGUCUGGUCGAUUAUCGUCUUACCUUGGUAGUUUGCCAAGCUUACAAGCACUGUUCAUACAGAAUAACUCAUUUAGUGGGGAAAUACCGGCUGGAUUAGUUUCUGAAAAAAUUGUUUUCAGCUUUGAAGGUAAUCCUGGACUAUACAGAGGGAACAAGAAGCAUUUUAAGAUGGUGGUGGGAAUUUCAAUUGGAGUACUAGUGAUCCUGUUAAUAUUAUUCUUGGUAAGUUUGGUGCUAUUGCUCAAUACGCGGAGAAAGGCAUCUCAAAAGAAACGUGAGGAAAAAGGUAUUUCUGGACGCACUAACAGUAGACCUUUAACUGGAUACUCAUUUCUUCGGGGUGGAUGUUUGAUGGAUGAAAACACUACUUGCCAUAUUACACUCUCAGAGUUGAAAGAAGCUACUGACAAUUUUUCAGAGAAAAUUGGCAAAGGAAGCUUUGGAUCUGUUUACUAUGGGAAAAUGAGAGAUGGAAAAGAAAUUGCAGUUAAGAGCAUGAGUGAAUCGUCCUGCCAUGGGAACCAGCAAUUUGUUAACGAGGUGGCCCUCUUAUCGAGAAUUCAUCACAGAAAUUUGGUUCCCUUGAUUGGAUAUUGUGAAGAAGAAUGUCAACAUAUUCUGGUCUACGAGUAUAUGCACAAUGGCACUUUACGGGAUCACAUUCAUGAGAGUUCCAAGAAGAAGAACUUGGACUGGUUAGCUCGUCUUCGUAUUGCAGAAGAUGCAGCUAAAGGUCUUGAAUACUUACACACAGGAUGCAAUCCUAGCAUCAUUCACCGUGAUAUAAAGACAGGUAACAUUCUUUUAGAUAUAAAUAUGAGAGCAAAAGUAUCAGACUUUGGACUCUCUAGGCUAGCUGAAGAAGAUUUAACCCAUGUAUCAAGCAUUGCAAGAGGAACUGUCGGCUACUUGGAUCCUGAGUACUAUGCAAGCCAGCAAUUGACAGAAAAGAGUGACGUAUACAGUUUUGGAGUUGUUCUGCUGGAAUUGAUAUCUGGAAAGAAACCUGUGUCAUCUGAAGAUUACGGUGCUGAAAUGAACAUUGUUCAAUGGGCUAGAUCAUUAACUCGUAAAGGAGAUGCCAUGAGCAUCAUUGAUCCUUCUUUGAAUGGGAAUGCUAAAACUGAGUCCAUUUGGAGGAUGGUUGAAAUAGCCAUGCAAUGUGUGGAACACCAUGGUGCCUCAAGGCCAAGGAUGCAAGAAAUCAUUUUGGCUAUACAAGAUGCUAUCAAGAUAGAACAAGGAACAGAAAAUAAGCUAAAAUCACCAGCAUCAUCAUCAUCAUUUUCAGGUAGCAGCACUUCAAAGCCACACUCUUCACGCAAGACUUUACUCACAAACUUUCUUGAAAUUCAGAGCCCUGACGUUUCAAAUGGUUGCCUCCCAUCAGCAAGAUAAAUUACACCAACCUUAUAUUCCAUUUUCUUUCUGUACUUACUUCUUUUUAACCAUUAUUAUUAUUAUUAUUAUUAUUAUUCUACAA